Molecule: messenger RNA, 5553 nt
Organism: Dalotia coriaria
Lineage: Eukaryota; Metazoa; Arthropoda; Insecta; Coleoptera; Staphylinidae
Gene: toc
Product: toucan
Exons: 8
Coding region: 318-4652 (1444 amino acids)
Biological process (GO): cytoplasmic microtubule organization
Cellular component (GO): microtubule plus-end; cell cortex; nucleus
Molecular function (GO): microtubule plus-end binding
Source: RefSeq, a predicted model, not a curated record
CAUGUCGCGAUUCGCAUCCACUACAUUUUGACUUAUCGCGCCCGCUGCUUAUUGUUCCGAGCACAUCGCUGACAACAACAUCGCGCGGGUAAACAUUAAAUUUUUCCACUCUCGGCGAGGUGCGAGUUGCACACUGCGCCGUAUGGGUGUCUGGACAUUUUGAAAAACCUGAAAAACGGUUUCAACGGAUUGUUUAUUACGGCCACAAACGGUGUUAUCACCGAUCGUAUGCCACCUCCGGUCGUGCGAGUCCAGUGGAAUCAACCAUUCGGGAAUAGUGACGGUGUUUGAAUCGCAACAACAGACUAUUGAAAGUCAUGUCGUCCACUGUGCGCGCACCUCCACCUACUAAAUCGACAAGAAUACCAAAGUUUGGCACCUCUCGAAUUCCACUCCCAGGCUCCACAAUUCCGCUACCAACCAGAAUCGUCGCCAAACUGAAUCUGCCACAACAGAAGCCAGAACCAACAGUUAUUUCUCCGGUCAUUGCGUUGCCCAUAACAAGAGCUGAUCUGGGCAAACGUGUGCAAGUUACAAAAAACAGCGAAGGUAUUCUUCGAUUUGUAGGUGAAGUCGAGUUUGCAGCUGGAGUUUGGGCCGGCGUCGAACUGUCUGGUAGUGGUGGUAAACACGAUGGCAUUGUAAAUGGUUUACGCUAUUUUUCAUGCCCACCAGGACUUGGUUUGAUGACACCAGUAUCAAAGAUCUCUCUUAUUGAUUCACCUUCUUCAGAGACCGACUGUUCGGGCCCGUAUAGUAUGAUUUUCGGGCUAGGUGACGACGCCGAUAAAGACAAUACCAUCACAAAUAUUUCUAUCACCGCUACACCGACUUCUGCAGUUAACACAACGCCGAAAGUGAUACGAUCGCGCACGUUCGAUAAAAUAGAAAUUAGUCCGGAGAAAAAUGAAUGUAUUUACACGAAAGGGAAUACCACUAUUAAUACAUCGGGGCAAUUGCCCGAAACAACGUUUAUGGUAAAUCAACUGAAUAAUACAACGGUUCUGAAAGAAGCCAGUACGAAAGCAAACAACACAUUUAAUAUAGUGGAUAAUCAAAUGAAAGGGAAUGGUACGUUUAACACAGGUCAACAGCCAAAUCUCAUGGACACGACGACGCAAUUAAAUUCGACGGUAACUUUGUCGCAGAAUCAUUACAUUGACACUACCUUUGAUAAAGAAGCAAAUGACGAUCAUGAACUUGUUGGUGAGACUUUCCUGCAAAGUAAGACUGAUAACGACAAGACUUACGAAUUGAACGAGACCGUAUGCAAUUCGAAUCGAGUGGGAAAAGCUAAUUUAGCAAUUAAAAGGCGUAACUUUGUGUUGGAUUUGCCAAAUAAUUAUUCAGAUCUUAAACUACUUCACUCAUCUACACCUGUGGCAGAUGAAAUUGUUUUAAGGAAAUAUCGGCCGUCACCUUCGCAUCUGGAAGACGAAAGCAACAAACGUGAUUCGUUAGAGUUUGAAGAAUCAUUGGGUAUUUUGACUCCUGAUCAGAUGAUUGACCCUACAGGUUUGGCUGCAUCUAGGACUCCUAGUUCUGAAAAUAUUCGACUUUUGCCUCAUGACAAUGAGUCGUCGGCCGUUGGCGAAUACAGCCUCGGUUUGAUUGACCUAUCCAAUGUUACUAUGAACCUGCAGUUGGUGAGUUUAGCUCGUUUGGAACAAACACCAUCCCCUGAGGAAUUACCCCUGGAUCCUACGCCGUUACAAGAUCCGAAAGACAAAAAGGCACCUAAUAGUUUUAUAACAAGCAUCACGAGUAUCACUAGUUUGGACACCGGUUACCAGGGUGAUGGCGAAAUGUCAAGACCCGCAAGUCGCGGUGCUGACGGAGCUGACAAUUCGCCAUUAACACGACGGCCCCAGCCUCGACAACCACCACGACGGGCAGAUCCGAUGACAGACUCAGACUUCUACACAGAGUCCGACGCCGACAAUCACGACGAUAAUCCGCUGCGCGGUGAUCGCAAGGCGCAAGUAAUAGAUGGUACUUUAUACGGCGUCGACGCACAAGCCACCGCCGAUCUGUAUGCGAAUAAUAGAGAGAAUAUGGACUCGAGUGGCAUAUUCACUGACAUCGAGCGCACUGAGGAUAUUUCGAGUGCUGAUAAUGACGUUAACGAGGCGAAUGAGGUGAAUCAAAUGCAGGUCGAACUAUCGCCGUCAGAUUCGUCGACGCAAACGAUAUCAGAUGACAGUCAGACGCACGUUAAUAUCAUAAUGGACAAAACUCUUACACCCCCACUGAAUAAGACAACAGUGACACCACAACCAGAUCUUGAAGUAGUGUCAAAUGCAUCCACGAUAACUUCGACGCCUAAUAGUAUACGAUCGGCGCGUUCUGCGCGCUUGGAUGAGAGUAAACAUAAAAUGCCCAAACGAAAUGUUGCCUCAAAGGUGAAAACUUUAAUGGAGCCUAGCAACAAAGAGAAUGAGAAGCGCACGACGCCGAAAAAGGCAGGACCUGGUCGGUGGGAUGCGGUUAUGAAUAAAAUUAGCGCACCGGAUACCCGGAAAGGCUUCAAGGAAGUCAAACCCAAGGUAUUCACCAGUUUGAAUACGAAUUUACCGCGCAACAAUGAGAAGAAAACGGAGCUGCAGAAACCUAGUCUUAACAACCGUCGUAUUCGCAGUCGAGUAAUAACAUCCCCAAAGCAGACCGGCAGCAUAAGCAGCUCCUUGAGUGAUUUAAGUGGCGCAUCACGAACGACGAAAACACCAGGUUCUGCCAAAAAGCGUGAGGUGCUCAAAGUAAAUCAAGUUUUAAAUGGAACGAAAGUACAACCGAAAAUCGGGCCAAAUGAAGCCCGCAAUAACUCCAAGAAUCUACUCUCCAACAAAGAAGCCAAGGAGAAGAAAAAGGAGAUUAUUAAAGAUACUGGAAGGGCUACAGUGAAAGGGAGCCUCGUCACGACGACCAGCAACCGACCCCAAUUGCAACAACAGCGCGCAGCGGUCAAGCAGCAGCUGCCAGCACCGCGUACUGCCGAGGCCCUGGCUGUACUCGUCCAGCACUUAGUCUUCAAUUUGGAAGCAUUCAAGAACCCUGGUCUGCGAAAAGAAGCCGAAAAGGCGAAAUUGGACGCCGAAGAAGCCCGAAUGGCGUGUGGAUUACUUGAGGAAUCGUUGGGACAACAACAACAGCGUCAUUCUAGCGUCGUGCAGGAAGAGCGAAACAAGUACCGGGCAGAAAUUGCACAUCUUAUUGAAAAACAUCGAAGUGAACUCAUUGAAUUAAAUGCCAAACAUCACGAUACUUUAAAUCAGUUUGAAAUAGACAAGAAUACUAUGAAACAUAAUCUCAUAACACAACACGAAGAACAGAUGCGCAACGUCAAAGUGGAAUUUGAAAAACUACAAAAGACGCACGAUGAAUCGCUCGACAUCCUCCGAGAAGAAAAUGAUGCCAUUCGAGAAGAAAUUGAUGAAAAGAAUGAUAAAAUCAGGUGCUUGGAACACUUUAAACAUGAGAGUGAAAAGUUAAGGCACGACUACGAGGCCAAAGAAGUCAAACUUCAAGAAGCCUAUGACGAAAUUGCUCGAUUACGAGAGGAAAAAGAAGCAUGGUUUGCUCAACGAGGUGAUGGAGAUACCUCCUUCCAGGAGGUGCAGUCACUCCGUGCCGUGUUGGAUCUGAAGCAAGGAGAGGUUGCCGAAUUGCGUAAACUUUUGGCAGAAGCGUCUCAUAAAGCGGACCAACUACCUGCUGCCGAAGAAAAGAUAGCCCUGUUGACCGCUAAGUGCGAGGAUUUGCAUCAUCAACUGGAGCGCAAAAAUGAAUGCGAACUGAAUCUAUUCAGUGAGAAUAAGAAACUCAAUGAAUCGAUUAAGGAGGAGGUGAAUCAAAGUCAACGUUUGCGGCUGCACAACGAAGAAUUGCAAUGGCGACUACAACAGAACAAGGAGGUGUUUAAGGCGCUUGAAGGGACGGAUCAGGCGGCGUUUACGCGAUCCUUGAUCAGUUCAAGCUUUAACGAGCGUCACAGCAGCAGCAGCACACCAAAGCAUCCUAAUUUUGAACGUGCUCUGUCAUUUCGAGAUCGUAAGAUGAGCACAUUGAGCAACACGAGCAGGAAGUCGAGAAGUUCGCAAGAUGCGGACCUCGAUGAUAUUUCUCCUCCGUCUUCACCCAAAGUGAAGGGCGUCGUCGAGAAAUCGGAUUCGGUCAGUUACGUGCUAGAGAUGGACGAGAGCCCCGAAACUGUUGCUUCACGAAUUGUUAGACGUAGCUUCCGGAAUGCCACACCACCGAAGAAUACACCGACGAAGUCACCAGCUAAUAAACGGCCACGGAAAAACAGUCUAAUGCAAAGUUCUUCGGCAAGCAGCAUCCCGACAAAUAAGACCGAAGUGUGUACCAUGCGCCCUAUUUCCGGACGUACUGAUGUGACGGAGGAUUUCGAAUGGGGCCCCGUCGUUGUCAGCUCGCCUUACGUCAAACACCGAUUCGAUGAGAAGCAGUAUUGCAUUGGAGAUUACGAGGAGGAAGAUUUGCUCGAUCUACGGUUGCCAGAAUUGCCCAGCGAAAUUGGACGAAAGCAUGGUAACACGCUCCCAGUACCUAAACACUUGGCCGGCGAAGCCAUGAUCUCUGAGAGCAAUUCAGAGGACGAGAGCUCCUCGAGUUCUUCUAGUGGACAAUUGUGAGAUGAACUGUUGUUUUAAUUUUAAACUGUUUUUAUUAGUUAUCGCGAACGUCGUUUUAAGUAAGGUUGGGGAAAACGAUUAUACCUUUUAUUUAUGCCUUUUAACGAAUAAAAACUAUUGUUACAUCACUAACACACUCUUUUGUAUAUACAUGUAAAGAUUACGUUAACAUUUUAAGAAAGUUUAAGUCAAACAGCAUUCGCUGAAUAACAGAGUGAGUUUUAGCAAACACUUGAUACGUUUGUAAAUUUUGCUAAAAUGCACUUUUCCACGAAAUCUCUGCAAUCGAUUACCAUUAAAUUAAUUGUGAUAAAACGAUAAUCGAUUGUAGUAAGGCAGAACUUAUAAAAUGAAUAUGAAACAUGAAAAUGAAAGGGUUCAAUAUAUUUAGUAUAUUUCCAAAUAUGUUGUUCGCUUUCAUUUUCAAUAAUUUUCAGCUUCAUAUUUCAGUAUUAAAAUAGAUAAGUUAUAUAAUAAGAAUCUUUGUGCAAUUGUUUGUUAACUGCGCUGCUUGGAGAGUGUAUGAAACAGAAUUUUUACCAUGUAAUAUGAUUCAAUGAGUAUCAAAAGUAAUAUGUUUAAGAAGAAAAAGAUAUUUAUGAAGAUGUUAGGACCAAAAUCUUAGAUUAUCUAUAUUGUCACGACCCCUCCUCGUUUACAUACUAAUAAUACAAAUAAUCUACCAGUAAUUGUGUCGUACACGAUUAUGAAAAAAAGCGUUGUGGUAAUAUUUAUUAACAUCGCUUUCAUUGUUUGUCAAAAUGUAUAUUAAAUUGUGAUGAAGCAAUGUUAAUAAUAUUAUUAUAACUGAUUUAUAUAUAUAUAACUAGGAGUGAAAGUAUUGAAUAUUAAAGAUUAUAUUAAUAAUUGCAUAUUUGAAGGAAAUAUAAAAUAUAACGAA